This is a messenger RNA of Penicillium longicatenatum, 1494 nucleotides long. RefSeq names its product cytochrome P450. NCBI's taxonomy places the organism in Eukaryota, Fungi, Ascomycota, Eurotiomycetes, Eurotiales, Aspergillaceae. The transcript is spliced from 5 exons. Bases 1 to 1494 code for a protein of 497 amino acids. The record is from RefSeq and is a predicted model, not a curated record. Gene Ontology annotation, molecular function: monooxygenase activity; oxidoreductase activity, acting on paired donors, with incorporation or reduction of molecular oxygen; heme binding.
AUGGCACUUUCGUGGAUAAUUGGUCUAUCCCUCUCCCAGGCGGUCCUGUUGUUACUAUUCGCGCUUCUUGCCUAUGUGGUAGGAACUUGUAUUUACCGAAUCUAUUUCCAUCCACUGUCAAAAUACCCUGGUCCAAAAUUGGCAGCUGCAACACGUUUGUGGUGGACAUGGCACCAACUGCGUGGUAAAUUUCCUUUGAUCGUGCAUGAACUCCAUCUCCAAUAUGGGGAGAUUGUCCGAAUUGCACCCUCCGAGCUCUCUUUUACGGGGGCUGAUGCCUGGAAAGAGAUAUAUGGAUUUCGCACUGGCCUGCCUGAGAACCGUAAGGAUCCAGGCGAGAAUACGGACGCUGACAAAAAGCAUCCAACCAUUAUCAAUGCUGACCGCAAGACUCACGGUGAUUUGCGCAAGCUGCUAUCCAAUGCCUUCUCGGAUAAGGUGUUGAAGGGUCAGGAACCUGUGCUGCUGCACUACAUUGACCUCCUUGUCGACCGGUUGCAUGAGGUGGUGGAGAAACAUGAGCCAGUCGAUAUUGUUAAAUGGUUCAACUAUGUGACAUUUGAUAUUAUUGGCCAUCUGGCCUUCUAUGAACCCUUUGACUGUCUCAAAAAUACCGAGUAUCAUCCGUGGAUGUCCAUGAUUUUUAACGCAAUCAUGUACGUCCACUACAUCCGUACCUUCCAAAGAUUCAUUGAUGUCCGCUCAAUCAUCCUGGCAAUCAUGCCAAAACGGAUCGUCGAGCGACGUAAAUGGCACAUCGGCCUAGUCGCAGAGAAAGUCAAGCGCCGCAAAACCCAACAUCCUGAUUACAUCGACUUCAUGAGCCACCUGAUCCAAGCUGAGGAGAAAGGUCAGCUAACGGCGCCCGACCUUGUGGCCAAUGCCAACCUCAUGGUCAUUGCUGGCAGUGAGACAACAGCCACUAUACUUUCCGGGACGGUUUAUUAUCUGUGCACACACCCGGUUGUGAUGCAAAAGCUGCUCGAAGAGGUCCGCACCUCUUUUGCUGCCAGUGAUGAGAUUAACAUUGCGCGGAUCAGCAAGCUCAAGUACAUCAAUGCAGUCAUCGAUGAAUCCUUCCGUCUCUAUCCACCGGCUGCAGGAAGUCAUCCCCGUAUCACGCCACCUGAGGGGGCUUAUAUCAUGGGCCAGUGGUUGCCGGGUAAUACAUCAAUGGGCAUGGCCCAAUACGCUGUGUUCCGUUCUCCUGCAAACUUUAAAGAUCCCGAGCUCUAUCUUCCUGAGCGGUGGCUGGAUAACGAAGGACCAUAUGCAGGGGAUAAGCGCGAUGCUCUCCAGCCCUUCUCUUUCGGACCCCGAAAUUGUAUCGGCAGAAAUUUGGCCAAUAUUGAGCUGAGAUUGAUUCUCGCGAAGAUGCUUUGGCAUUUCAACCUAGAGCUGGAACCAGAGUGUCGUAACUGGCCUAAGGAUCAAUACAUCUACACGUCAUGGGAAAAGAUCCCACUGAAAAUCCGGAUUACCGCUCGGGAAUAA